Molecule: messenger RNA, 2224 nt
Organism: Centruroides sculpturatus (bark scorpion)
Lineage: Eukaryota; Metazoa; Arthropoda; Arachnida; Scorpiones; Buthidae
Product: latrophilin receptor-like protein A
Exons: 2
Coding region: 122-1420 (432 amino acids)
Biological process (GO): cell surface receptor signaling pathway; G protein-coupled receptor signaling pathway
Cellular component (GO): membrane
Molecular function (GO): G protein-coupled receptor activity
Source: RefSeq, a predicted model, not a curated record
UUUAACAAAUCCUAAUGAACUUUAUCAACAUGUACCCAUUACAUCUUCAAAUUAUGAGAAAUUAGAAUUUUCCAUAUGAAGAUGAACAGUGAAGUUAAAGUGUCCAGACGGUAUCGUCGUAAUGGAACCGAGGAUUCAAUUAUUAGUGUGGACAUUAUUGAAAACGGUGACUUUAAAUAACGCCAAUAAUUACAGCCAAGCGUAUAAUGCGACGGGAAAUUCUUCGGAUUAUGCGUAUUACGAGGAAAAUUUUUUAGAAACUAAGAUGUUAGCCGACGUCUGCUCCGAAGACAUUUUGAAGAAACUGAAUGUAAUUUUUGAAGGAAACAGAAGCCAACAGAUUUACGUAGAAAGUCUUUCGGAGGGAUGGAGCGAGGAAUUCUUGAAUUGUCCCCAUAUUGCGCUGGAUUCGACCGAAUUCUGCGCUAUCGAUAAUACUACCUUGUACAUAGCCGAGUAUUUAACUGUAUACGAAGCUACCGAUUAUUAUACCGAUGGUAAGAUAAUGUUUGUGUGCGCGAGAAAGGAAAUGAUAGAACAAUCCUCCACCAACGAAAAGUUUGAAAUUAUAACUAAUAUAGGAAUAUCGUUGUCAAACAUAUGUCUGGGACUUCACAUAUUGGCCUUCGUUUGUAUUCCCGAAAUGAGAAAUCUCUCGGGUAAAAAUUUGUUUUCUUUAACGAUUGCGGUAUUUUUUAGUUUUAUGUUUUUUAUGAUUAGUUCUAACGUGAAAUUUAGAGUAGCUUGCGUAAUAUUUUCGGUGUUAACUUAUUAUUUCUUAAUAUCUUCCUUUCUGUGGAUGAGUGUCAUUGGAUUCGAAAUAUGGCGAUCUUUGAAAACGUUAAGAUACGAAACCGGAUUUUAUGCCAAAAAUAAAGAGUUGCAGAGAUAUUUACAAUAUUCCGUUUUUGGAUGGGCCACUCCGGUUUUAUUAGUUUUGAUCAUUCUCAUUAUCGACAACUCCCCCGGCGUGAAAGGAGAUUUUAGACCCGCUCUAGGAGAAAAACGAUGUUGGUUCAAUAGUAUGACUCCUUUUCAUAUAUUUUUCUUGACACCUCUGGUACUGGUAAUGGUUUCCAAUCUAGUUUUCUUUAUCUGGAGUUCGUAUAUUAUAUGCCACACCGAUAAAAUGUCGAAAGAUAAACGUUUCAACGUGUUAAUGAAAAGAUGCGCUUCGUACUUUCGGUUAUUUGUAGUAAGUGGUUUAACUUGGAUAUCCGGUAUCGUUCAUUUCGUUAUACAGUCCACGGCAACCGCUUGGAUUUUUGUCGUAUUUACUUCGUUCUACGGCAUAUUUGUUUUCAUUUCGUUCACAUUGACCAAGAAAGUCCUUAAAAAGUUGAAGACUAAGUGUCCUUUGUUGGAAAAAUGGUUGCCUUCCGCCGGUGCCGCUUCCGAAACCGAGGAAAGUAAGACAUGAGCGAUUUGCGGGAUCGAUAAUUGUCGUUUUGUUUACAUCUUAUUCGACGGUUUUAUUAAAUGGAAUAGUUAUUAAUAGGAAUUUGGUAACUCAUUUACGCAUUACUCGAUAUAUUAUUGUUAUUAUUUGGUUGGAAAUAUAAUCUUAAACUUAAAUCGAUGUUUUAUUUCGCACGCCAUUAUGUAUAUUAUGACAUUGGCCACGCAAUACGAAAUUAAAUGUACUGUACGUAUGUAGAGACGUAUCAUAUUGUUAUAAUAUAAAGACGAAUAUUUAGCCUACGUGUUGUUUGUAGAUAUUAAAAUGUCAAAUAAUCGAAAAUAAAAUUGUUAUAAUUAUGAAUUCGAUUUUAACUGGAAAUAUAUUUCGAUAAACAUUUGUCUGGCUGUAUAAACGAGUAAAAAAGAAUAAAUCUUAUUUACAAACGAAGUUCGUCGUUGAUUUAAUAAGAUCUUACGAAACCGUCUCCGCACCACCUUUCACGCGACAAUUAUAGCCUAUAUUGCGAAGACGGAUAUAAAAACAAAAUAUUAAAUCGUUAAAAUGAUUUAACUUCAAUUAUAUACAGCAGAUGGACGCGUUUGUCCCACAGAUUGUACCGUACGUACCGUACCUUCGCCACUCGGCCAGGCUCGAACCAUGGCGCCUUUCUCAAAUCUGUCUUGGGCGGCAUCGUCUACGGGAUAAGAGCUUUAUUUUAGUAGGCGAACCUUAUUUUUAGCCCCAGCCAUUUACUCCGACAAACCGAAAUCCUCUUUCGAUUAGUCUCCGAGUUUAUAAGGCCAUUCCGUAAUUAAACGCGCU